Molecule: messenger RNA, 306 nt
Organism: Nelumbo nucifera (sacred lotus)
Lineage: Eukaryota; Viridiplantae; Streptophyta; Magnoliopsida; Proteales; Nelumbonaceae
Molecular function (GO): nucleic acid binding
Source: RefSeq, a predicted model, not a curated record
AUGUCCACAACAUAUUAUGCACAGGGAAACGGUCAGGCAGAAGUCACAAACAAAACUCUACUCAGGAUGUUGAGCAAAACAGUGGCCGAUAAUCAAAAGGAUUGGACAGAUAAGCUAUCAGAAACUCUUUGGGCUUAUCGCACAUCUAUCAAAAAGAGUACACAGGUAACGCCCUACUUCUCAGUGUAUGGUCAAGAAGCAAUGGUCCCAACAGAGAUAAGAGUCGUAUCUGCCAGGAUAGCCUUCACGAUGGACAAGAAGAUCAAGCCAGAGGACAUGGACCUAUUACUUGCAGACAAACUUUAG